Messenger RNA from Lagenorhynchus albirostris (white-beaked dolphin), 682 nucleotides. Its product is annotated as dual specificity protein phosphatase 22-like. The transcript has 2 exons. NCBI's taxonomy places the organism in Eukaryota, Metazoa, Chordata, Mammalia, Artiodactyla, Delphinidae. Gene Ontology annotation, biological process: regulation of cell population proliferation; protein dephosphorylation; positive regulation of JNK cascade. The record is from RefSeq and is a predicted model, not a curated record. The coding region runs from base 1 to 483 and encodes 160 amino acids. Gene Ontology annotation, cellular component: cytosol. Gene Ontology annotation, molecular function: protein tyrosine/serine/threonine phosphatase activity.
AUGCCAGAGAAGAACAAGAUGACACACAUUCUGUCUCUGCACGACGGCGCCAGGCCAACACUGGAGGGGGUUAAAUACCUGUGCAUACCAGCAGCGGAUUCACCAUCUCAAAACCUGACAAGACAUUUCAAAGAAAGUGUUAAAUUCAUCCACGAGUGCCGCCUGCGAGGUGAGGGCUGCCUUGUUCACUCCCUGGCCGGCGUCUCCAGGAGUGUGAGUCUGGUGGUUGCAUACAUCAUGACGGUCACCGACUUCGGCUGGGAAGGUGCCCUGUGCACUGUGCAUGCAGGGAGGUCCUGUGCAAACCCCAACCUGGGCUUCCAGAGGCAGCUCCAGGAGUUUGAGGAGCACCAGGUCCAUCACUUCCGCCAGUGGCUGAAGGAGGAGUACGGAGAGAGCCCUUUGCGGGAUGCGGAAGAAACCAGAGGCAUUCUGGCCACCCCAGGGAUUCUGAAGUACUGGGCCUCUCUCAGAAGACUGUAAUGUACCUGAAAUAUUGCAAAGCCAGAGUUUGGGUGCUGCCCAGAAGAAAAGCAACCAGAGUUCAUUUUUCAGUGUCCAGAAGUAAUUUGUGAACUCGCCUGUUUUCAUUUUAAACAAUAUAUAUGCAAUUGUGUCAUCAAAAAAAAGAAAAAGAAAACUGGGCUUUAAAUGUUAUGUUUUUAAGGUAUGAGUAACCCAU